GUCACAGGACUGUGACACGCCUGCGGCCCCGCCCCUUCGCGUCUCGGGCCGGGAAUCCAGGUUCUCUGCGCCGUGACGUCACGAGUCGGGCGGGCGGGUUUUGCGUCGGCCCAAUGGGAGCUGCGCGCCGGCCUCCCCUUUAAGGAAUGUUGUGACCUGACGUCACCAGGCGAGUUACCUCCCGCAGCCGCCGCCGCCGGGCUCAGCGCUAGCCCAGGAGCCCUUGAGCGCGAGGCGCGGAGCCCCCGGAGCCCCCGAACCGCAGCCACAUCUUCGCGUCGCGCGCCCCGGAGCCCCGGCCUGCGCGCCCCGCCGGGCCCGCGCGAUGCCCUCGGACCGGCCUUUCAAACAGCGGCGGAGCUUCGCCGACCGCUGUAAGGAGGUGCAGCAGAUCCGCGACCAGCACCCCAGCAAGAUCCCGGUGAUCAUCGAGCGCUACAAGGGCGAGAAGCAGCUGCCAGUCCUGGACAAGACCAAGUUCCUCGUCCCAGACCAUGUCAACAUGAGCGAGUUGGUCAAGAUCAUUCGGCGCCGCCUGCAGCUGAACCCCACGCAGGCCUUUUUCCUGCUGGUGAACCAGCACAGUAUGGUGAGCGUGUCCACGCCCAUUGCCGACAUCUACGAGCAGGAGAAGGAUGAGGACGGCUUCCUCUACAUGGUCUACGCCUCCCAAGAAACCUUCGGCUUCUGAGCCAGCAGCCCCUGCCUGUCUGCCCAUCUGCCCCUCACCCACCUGAGGCUCUGCCCCCUGCCUGGACCUGCCUCCACCUGACAGACUGGUCCCUGGCUCCUGCGUUCUCCACAUGGUGUAUGGAUCUGUGGUCAUUGUCCCUCUGCAGAAUAAAGAUUGCUCAGGCCUGCCUGGC
Nycticebus coucang (slow loris) is the source of this 866-nucleotide messenger RNA. It is a transcript of the gene MAP1LC3A, whose product is annotated as microtubule associated protein 1 light chain 3 alpha. The transcript is spliced from 5 exons. NCBI's taxonomy places the organism in Eukaryota, Metazoa, Chordata, Mammalia, Primates, Lorisidae. The record is from RefSeq and is a predicted model, not a curated record. The coding region runs from base 326 to 691 and encodes 121 amino acids. Gene Ontology annotation, biological process: autophagosome assembly; macroautophagy; autophagy of mitochondrion. Gene Ontology annotation, cellular component: autophagosome; autophagosome membrane; cytosol. Gene Ontology annotation, molecular function: ubiquitin protein ligase binding.